UACAAAUGCAGUCAAUCCGUCGAGUUGCCUCACUCACUCGGUCUUCUUGUUGCUUGCUUCUCUGCACACAGAAAAAGGCAGCAAAGUACCCAAUGACGUCGCCACGAUGCACUCGAAUUUACGUUGGUAUGUUCCGCGAGUGGUCAUCUGCAGGCGACGCUGUGGUUGCGCCCUGGCCUCCCCCGCCCCCCACGGAUCCCAUCAGUAGUGAGUUGAUGAGCGGCAGGUUGGGCAGCAGAAAGGCAUCGUAAGCGAAUCCCAUGGCCUUAGAUGCGAACUGGUUCACAGCACUGAGCCACCCGGCCAGCCGACACAACCACGACAUGCAAUGCAUCCCGGAGCGGACCCCGGUAACCACCGCUCCUUGACGCUUACCGCUGGUGCCCCGUUUGGUAUGCGACCAGAAGCGCCACGGCAAGCCCCAGCACCACAUAAAUGAUGAACACGCGACACGACAUCAGCUCGUCCCAACCUGAGAAGCCAAAAAUGAAACGAGAGGCCAUGCACAUCGCUGGCUGGUCGUCUUGCUCGCAUCGCAUCACAAUCCUGGACUGACCGACAAGCAGGAGGAGAAGCCAUACCCACCACGGCACAUUAGCAAGGGAAUUCUUGGAACUGCACAGAGAAAAGGAGAGAGAAGCGGAUCAUUCGCAUACAUGAUGUUUCCUUGUACGUGUUCGCACUUGUUACCCGCCAGAUGCGCGCAUGAUUUGUGCGUUUUGACAGGUCUUGACCAUCGUGCGUUCGAUCUGAUCGGUCCGACACCCAUCAGCCAGAAAAGCGGUUUGCGCAGCUGAUGUAUUGAGUUACUACCCGUGUUUGUACAGCAGCCUUCAUCGUGUCGGUAAGGAGAGGAGUCUCAACCCCUGCAGAGCACACAGCAGCAUAGUCCACAACCAGCCAACAUUCGUUCGCGAGUGCGUACACCGCUGCACUUCUCCAGUCGGGUCGGAGUAUCCCGGGAUGACCUUGUCCAGACUCACAUCGAAGGUGAUAAAGGUGCCCAGGGACUCUGUAUGGUCAAAUUACAUCCGGGACGACAACAAAGGUUCAUUGGAGAGGUCUGCAAUGCAUGCAGCCCAUUGCCGCGGAGGCACGCCGGCCUUACCCAUGGCCUUUUCCUUGGCCUUGAGGAAGUACUGACUGAUCCGCUCCUGAGAUAUGUCGGGCCACUGACACACAAACAGACAGGUCUGUCCCAGGAAAAGCGACCUCCUGUGUCUGCGUGAGUACGUGUCUGGGCGUGCCAUCUUCAUUGAUUUCGAACUCGGCUUGGAACUUCUGUAUGAUGGAGUGAUCGAGGGAGUGUUUGACGAAGUGCUCCAGCUUGGUCCGUGCCUCCUUGACGCACUCCCGUCCCACCAGGGCCUCCAGCCCCUCACCCAGGCCCUCCGAUGCAGCUGCGCCGCUGGGUGGUGCGCUUGUGCUGCUUGAACCGCCCGACACCUCCACGUGGUCGAUGUUAACCACGACACGACGAGUCAAUCCUAUUCACACACACAUUGCACACGGAUGGGCAGUUGAUGCCGCGCCUGCAUGCAUGUGCCCUCGUACCUUUCCACGACUCGCUCAUUUGCUGUACGGCAACUUCUUUCGCCUUGCAAAUUGCGUCUGUUGCCAUCGUCCAGAAGACUUCCUUGGCCACGGUCGUCUGGCUCACCAGAAUGUCAAUCUGUGUCAACUCCUCCGAUAUCGGACCCUGAAGCGGAAACGGACCACAGACACAUGAGCUACGGCUUAUAGACGGUAUCGGUGCGGUUUCAUUCUGGCCUGUAAUGCUUCCUUGAAGGCAGCCAACUGUGCUUGGCGAACCCGAUUGAUCGAAUUCUCCAGCGCAUCUGACAAGACCGCAGACCAAGGGCUCUCGCGUCAUCCUCGAGAGACAGUGCCUCACGGACCUGUGAGUGACUGCAGCGUGUGGGAUACGUCAAACGUCCGUGGCCCAUCGCCAGGUACCGCGACGGAGCACGCCAAACCUGCCUCUCGCAGCUGACGCAGAGAAUCCUGCUCAGCAGUGCCACUGCAGCACACAACCGGACAAAACAUAACACUCUCGCGCUCUCGUGAAGAUACAAUCCAUCCAUGCCGUGGGGUCUUACCAUGUGUCGGCGAAGUUGACCCAUUCCUCGCUCUGUGUGACUCAGACAGCAACUCAGCAGUGUAUGCGUCUUAGUCAAGUGAGCUUUGGCAUGUUGUUGUACCGUACCAGCUUGGCGCGCGAACCGAUGGCUGCGAAACGCGCGCUGCAGACAACACGACGUUAGCACAGACAUGCCAGCACGUCACGGCUGGCGGCGCGACGGUCCCCGGCUCCGUGCUCACUCGAGCUGUUUGGAGAAGUCCUUGGCGAUGGAUGUCUUGAUGUGCAUGAGAUGCGCUUCGACGACCUGCUGCAGCUCGUCGCACAAACUGCGUAGGCAUACACGCAUACAUACACAAGUAUACCCACAUGUGCAAUUCAUUCUAAGCGGCCGGGUGGGUCUUGGUUCCCUACUGCUUACGCGUUGAUAAGUUCAGAGCGUUUCUUCAAGUAAACGGUCUCCUGUACACAAAGACGCCAGUAUACAGACACAGGCAUAUGAGCGCGAAUCUCAUUUGAGGAGACCUGGUAGCGCGAGGCAGGCUCCUCGUAGGCGGCUGAGACAAAGGGGAACGCAGGAACCUACUUUUUGGCGCCAGUCAUGCACGCCGUGCAUUCAAUUCCCUGCAUACCCACUACUUGUUGGAUGAGGUUAUUGCCCCAGCCCUGAAGGUCGGGCACGGGUCCAUGAUGCGCCUACACACGACAAAGCAUGGGGAUGCCUUCUCGCACACAGCAAGCGAUCACAGGUAGGCCCGCUGCGUCCCGAUCACCUGAUUCACUUUGGCGGUUAUCUUCGGCUGAGUCUCGACCAACAGUGCGCUCUUGAUCUCUUCACACCUGAACAAUAGAUGGACAUAGAGCGAGUGAGGGAGGGAGGGACACGACAUGCCUCAUGCACCACUGCGAGCGAGGGACGCUCUCCUUACCUGUAUGUGGCGAGCAUCUCCUUCUGUGAUGGAAUGUUGAGCUGAGACUCGUGCACAAUGGUGUCCUGGUCAGACAGGGCGAAAAAUACCAACAAGCACCAUCGAUUGAUUCCUUUCGUGGCCAGUUCCGUUCAUUGUCGUACCCACACGCUUUUGCAGUAGUGCGCGAAGCCGUCUGCGGGCACGCGGCGAGAGUACUGCGCGGGGCGAAGACUUGUCAACCACCUGAAAUACAUAGGGCGAGAGAAGCAAUGCCAACACACAUAUACAUGCGACAGCGCAGCAUAGGAUUGGUUUGAUGGUUUACUUCCGCCUCAGGUCUUGUACACCCUUCCGGAAAUCCUCCAGCGACGCGAAAAACGAAGGCAAACCAACUGAACAACAUGGACACACCGGAUGCAAACAGAAGCGAUGCAAGCAGAAUCAAACAGAAGAAUACAGUGGCCAGUCCAGCAAUCCCCACUUGUGUGGAAUUCGAAGAAGUCGUCUGCCCCUGUGUCUUCGAAACACUUUGGCUGAAUCAACAGACAUAGACGGCAAAGAGAGGAGGAGGGGUGCAGGUCCGCGCCAGCCAGAACGUGUACCUUUUUGAUCUUUGUCCAUAUCUUCCGUAUGUCAUCUUCAAGCAUUGUCUCGAGAGUAGCUGACAGGAAGAGGCAUCAAGCAACAGAGCUAAGUCAUGGACUGGAGUUCACGUGGCUCAUCCCCAUUUAGUCCGUCACCCAGUGGUGUUUGCAUUUCGCUGUGGUCUCGAAUCACAAACAACAUGACAGUCCUUUUGGACCUGACAUGUUUGCCAAGGCCCACAGCCAACAAAUGACGACACAUGAUACAGCCCUGUCUGCUCGCACACGCCCGGAUUUCUUUCUGCUCACUCAUCUGAUUGUUGGAACAGCUCCAGAUUGACCGCCAGCACCUUCUCCAGCAGCUCGUAGUUUGACGCUGUCGCGCGGCCGAUGUCCUACAUGGAUAUCCAUGCGCGACAGCACAACCUGAAUUCAGGCUACGUGGUUGCGUACGUGCAUCCACAUGUUGAUGACCACCAGGUCGGCCACUGCGAGAGAGAAGAGGGCCGCGCGAUGCUCGAAAGUCUGAAUAUGAAUCAGCAGUCAGGAACAACAGGCAGACUCGGCUCGGCCGUGGGGUUGCAUUGGUGAGUCCUUACAUGUCUGUCUUCGCCCCUUUCUCUGCUGUCGGUGCCUUCCACAUCGACGAUGAUCGUGGCCGUGCCUUGUCCCUCGACCAAAUCCCGACCCAGCCACAGACCCUUCGUGGUCUGGCUACGCCCCAGCUGGGAAUUCAUCACCUGGAACCUCGUGCCGAACAAAUGAUUCAACAGGGUGCCUGGUGACAAGAACGCAGCACCACCAGGCAGAGAACGAACAGGAAAAACACUACUCUCAUGCUUGGGUGCACAGAUCUGCCUCUUCGCUCCUACUUUUCCCGCUCGACUGGCAUCCCAGCACUGUGACAACGGAGUAGUCGAAGCCGCACCUGCUAAGAUGCUUCUCCUCCAGCCACUUUUCAACCUCACCACUGACAAUGGACACAGCAUCAUUGUGUCUUGCACCUCGAUGUUCUGUUGUCGGCUUACACGAAUCGCCCUGAUUCGUCGAUGAUCUGGAGAAGCAUGUUGUCCUCCAUCUUACGGAAAAGUGCGUAAAC
Vitrella brassicaformis is the source of this 4674-nucleotide messenger RNA. The record is from the annotation of a GenBank genome assembly. Lineage: Eukaryota; Vitrellaceae.